AAAGUCUCGAGGCCUCAGUCUGCAAGUGUCCCACGUGGGGUAUUCACACCAAUCCUCACGAGGCUGCCGCGGGAAUUUAAAAGCUUUUGCAGAAAUCGUUCGCAGGCGACACUAAGGUUCCUUUCCUCUUCCCUCUUGAAGGAGGGAGUACAUUUGAGGUUGCAGGGUUGAAGAGAAGGAUCUUCAGUGCUAAAGAGGAUGCCUCAUUGUUCUGAACGGCCGAGAUGGGGAGAGAAGGGCAUAAAGUUGACAGCAACCUCCCCUUGGCUUCUUUGUUCUUACCAGUCUCUUGGCCACGACUCCACCCUCUCCAGGAAUGAUCACCAAGACCCACAAAGAAGACUUGGGCCUUGGGCUCCCAGAGAAAAAGAAGAAGAAGAAGGUAGUGGCCAAAGAAGCAGAGACUCAAUCCUGGGUUUUAAACAGCGAUAAUUAUUCCACUGAGGUCCGUCCCUCAAGAGCCAGAUCCCCUUCAAAGAGUGUGGUCCAAGGGCCUGCGCCCAAGAUGUCUUCAGUGAAGAAGAAGAAGAAGAAGAAGAAGAGCCACAGCACUGUCUGCGAGGAGCACCUGGAGUCUGAGGCCAGGGUGCGCGCCAGGCGGACAGAGGCGUCGCCCAGCCCCAGGGGGCAGGCUCUUGGUUCCUCCAGGCUCCUCAGCGGGGAGAAGAAAAAGAAGAAGUCCUUGCGGCCUCUGGCCACGUCCCCUGGUUCGACGGGAAAGACCUCCCCAGACCCCACAGAGGGCGAGGAGGUGACCAAAGUUGGCAAGAAGCCCAAAAAACACAAGAAGGAGAAAAAGGCCCAGGAGGCCGCAGCGGUCUCGGCCCGGGACCCUUGGUUCUGCGAGGCGGGGCCUGAGGCCGGCUCAGUGGGGCAGGACGGCCAGGGCCAGGCAGCCCUGAGGCACAAACGGAAGCAGGGGAGCCCCAGGGAGCACACCGCGAAGACGAAGAAGAAGAAGAAGAAAAAGAAAAUUCACCAAGAGGGGGACACCCCCCUGCGCCACCCCGAGCCUUCCCGGUCUGCGGAGGGCAGCCCCAGGAAAGGGGGCGAAAAGAGGCCAGUCAAAGCGGAGGCUUCAGAAUACAUCCCCCUGGAAGAUGGCUCCAGGGCCUCUGCGAAGAAGAAAACGAAGUCCGGGAAAAGGGCAGGGCAGCCGGGGAUCCAGGAGCCAGCGCCGAAGAGGAAGAGGAGGAGGAGCCGGGGCGAAGGAGCAGGAAGCCCUUGGGAGGAGGAGCCGGACACAGACUUAGAGGUGGUGUUGGAAAAGAAAGGCAACAUGGACGAGGCGCACAUAGACCAGGUGAGGCGAAAGGCCUUGCAGGAAGAGAUUGAUCGUGAGUCAGGAAAAACGGAAACGUCUGAAACCAGGAAGUCGACAGGAACUCGGUUUGGCCAGUGGGAUACUGCUGGUUUUGAAAACGAGCAACAGAAACUGAAAUUUCUCAAACUUAUGGGUGGCUUUAAAAACCCGUCACCUUCACUCAGCGGCCCGCGUGACACGACGGGGAGGCCCAACAUGGCGCUCAGCAGGAGGGCGGCCGACUCGCUGCAGCGGAGCCUGCAGCAGGACUACGACCGGGCCGUGGGCUGGAAGUGCAGCAGGCGGGCUGGCCUGGGCUUCGCCGCCGCCCCCAGCAAGACCUUCUACAUCGACAGGAACGCUUCCAAGUCCAUCAAGUUUGAAGAUUAAACUCUGCUGUCUUGUCCCCUCCCCCCGCCACCACCGAGAGCGCCAGAACGGCUUUGAUGAUUCAGUUCUGCACAGAGCCGUCUGACAUUGUCUCGAAUUGAACUCCUGCCAAGGUUAAGGACGACCUGGGGUGGGGGCAGCUCCUGUUUCAGGAGCCAAGAGAACAUGGGAGCAGUAAAGCUACUGUUUUCCGUGUUAUGCCUUCCAUCCCCGUUCGAGGAUGUCGUGUAGAAACAAUAGUCACUGACAUUCGUUGCGUUCUUAGUAUGUGCCAGACGCAUACUACAGUGUUUUUAGGGUAUCGAUGGACUUAAUCUUGUUAAUUCUGAAAUCGGUGCUGUUAUUAUCCCCAUCUCAUGGAUGAGGAAAACGAGGUCAGGGAUGAAUGACACAUGCACAGGGUCACCCAGCCCGUAAGUGCCAAGUGUUGUGCUUUCGUACCUCAAGCCCUGCUGCGUCACUAGUCACUGCUCUGAAUGUCCCCCUCUCG
Messenger RNA from Pteropus alecto (black flying fox), 2183 nucleotides. RefSeq names its product lysine rich nucleolar protein 1 (gene KNOP1). The transcript is spliced from 5 exons. The record is from RefSeq and is a predicted model, not a curated record. Bases 317 to 1693 code for a protein of 458 amino acids. NCBI's taxonomy places the organism in Eukaryota, Metazoa, Chordata, Mammalia, Chiroptera, Pteropodidae.